CUAUCCACAAAAUUCCAUUCCAUGUUUUUCAGUUAGUCUUCUUCAACAUCUACACUUCUAUCUACGCUCAGGUCUUUUCUUAUAUUCUCCCCAGUAUACUUUACACAGCAGACUGAUUGUGUCACUCUUCCACGCUUACUUGUGACAGCUCGAUCACCACCCAAACCAAACCAAUCACAAUCAGUUGCAGCAGAGCAUCCCACCCCCAGAAUGGGGAACCUCACAGUGUCCGAACUCCACAAAGCCCUCCCCGGGGGCAACUACUUGGACUGGCUGGUGGUGGACGAUGUACUCCACCAGAUCCUCGUGGACGCAAAGCAACUCACAAAACCGAUCAGGCACCUCCGCGUCCGCAUGCAACUCGAAGACCAACUCAUUGACCGCCUCCCACAGCUCCCGCUCUUCAUCCACUCGGCCUACGACGCCAACAAGUUCAACUGCAUGCUCUACCUCUUCCAGUACAUGAUGAAACUGAAAGGCGAUCUCCAGACGCGCUGCCGCAAGCGCCGCCUGGUCCUGCCUGCCAACGCCGCCGCGGGGGAGCUCGGCACCUUCACCAAGCCGCCCGCGAACGUGAUCAGCAAACAUUUUGUGGAGAUCAACGUGCGGCGCGCCGGGAAGCCGGAAACCCGCCACCAGUCCAAUUGGCGGUAUUAUUAUACGGACGAUGGGGAAGGGGGAAAGGUGGUUUGCCGGCUGCCGCAGGGCAUGUACGGUGCGUUCGUGGAUGAGAUCAGAGACAAGAGGGUCUACUAUCGUCGGGACAAGGAUGUGCUUCAGCCGCUGUGGCCGGAGGCGGAGAGCAUGAAUGUGGCGGUUCGGGGGUUGAGGGAGAAGAUCGGCGAUGUGGUGGAGGGGGAGGAGGCGUGGUUGCGGGCCUUGUUUGCGUUGAUGCAUUCGGAUACUGGGCCGGUUUGGUUCGUUGUUGCUGCUCGGGGUCAGAACCCUGAUGGUGUUGAUGGUGUUAUCUACCCUGGACACGGGAGAUGCGGCUCUGAACGGCAGUGUAUGCAUGGGACUUCUCUUGGAGAUGAAGCAUCUCGUGACCAAGAGUCUUCUCCUGGAAGUCCAUCAAGAUCUCCCGAACUCGAUCGACAUUCUGAAGAUGAUCUACACUCGGAACCGGAAAUCCCACCACCGGCGCCAACGCGCGGAACCCGACACCUACACGCCCGCGAACCGCAUCCCCCAACCAACAAACCAACUCAUGACCGCAUAUUCAUCCCGCCGUGGACGAUACCGCAGAUCCCACCACCACCGCAACCACAACCGACAAUAACUCCUGCCCUGGGCGAUCGCGACUCGCCGCCCGCCAGACCGUCUAGCUCUCGUUCCAUCCUGAACACUCCCCCGCAGCCGGACUGCGCGGAGACGGAUCGGAGAACGAGGAGGCAUCUGACUAUAUCUUCUCUUCUGAACUGAAUUCGUAGUAAAUCUUGAGAUACCCUGUCUAGCGUUCCCCCUUGCUCUGCUGUGUAUGUACGAACAGCGAAAGCCUUGCGGGUUUGACGCAAUUAUG
Molecule: messenger RNA, 1519 nt
Organism: Aspergillus aculeatinus CBS 121060
Lineage: Eukaryota; Fungi; Ascomycota; Eurotiomycetes; Eurotiales; Aspergillaceae
Exons: 2
Coding region: 211-1422 (403 amino acids)
Source: RefSeq, a predicted model, not a curated record